Molecule: messenger RNA, 1921 nt
Organism: Onychomys torridus (southern grasshopper mouse)
Lineage: Eukaryota; Metazoa; Chordata; Mammalia; Rodentia; Cricetidae
Gene: Gfod2
Product: glucose-fructose oxidoreductase domain containing 2
Exons: 3
Coding region: 147-1304 (385 amino acids)
Biological process (GO): extracellular matrix organization
Cellular component (GO): extracellular matrix
Molecular function (GO): nucleotide binding
Source: RefSeq, a predicted model, not a curated record
ACACAGCCUCCAUGCUGUCCACUGCGGUCCUCCAAACGUUGACAUACAGUUUUCUUUUCUGGAGCCAUGUUUGAUCAGGACUAUGGGAAGGUCAGCUCCAUUCUGGAGACCCUUGUAAGGAGAUGAGUUGUUGAACAGAGGCCAGGAUGAAGUUGCUGCCAGGAGUGGGCGUGUUUGGGACUGGCAGCUCAGCCCGGGUCCUAGUCCCGCUGCUGAGGGCAGAGGGGUUCACCGUGGAGGCCCUGUGGGGAGAGACCGAGGAGGAAGCAAAGCAGCUGGCCGAGGAGAUGAAUAUCACCUUCUACACCAGCCGGACUGAUGACGUCUUGCUGCAUCAAGAUGUAGACCUGGUGUGCAUCAACAUCCCACCUCCACUCACCCGACAGAUAUCCGUGAAGGCUCUAGGAAUUGGGAAGAAUGUGGUAUGUGAGAAGGCAGCAACAUCAGUAGAUGCCUUCCGGAUGGUGACAGCAUCUCGCUACUACCCACAGCUGAUGAGCCUGGUGGGGAAUGUGCUGCGCUUCUUGCCUGCUUUUGUGCGUAUGAAGCAGCUGAUUGCAGAGCACUACGUGGGUGCGGUGAUGAUCUGCGAUGCCCGCAUCUACUCCGGGAGCCUUCUCAGCCCCAGCUAUGGCUGGAUAUGUGAUGAGCUUAUGGGUGGUGGGGGCCUGCAUACCAUGGGUACCUAUAUUGUAGACCUGUUGACCCACUUGACUGGCCGGAAAGCCGAGAAGGUGCAUGGGCUACUCAAGACCUUUGUGAGGCAGAAUGCCAGCAUCCGAGGCAUCCGGCAUGUCACCAGCGAUGACUUCUGUUUUUUCCAGAUGCUCAUGGGUGGGGGGGUGUGCAGCACAGUGACGCUCAACUUCAAUAUGCCAGGCGCCUUUGUCCAUGAAGUCAUGGUUGUGGGCUCAGCAGGACGCCUUGUUGCCCGGGGAGCUGACCUCUAUGGGCAGAAGAAUUCUGCCGCGCAGGAGGAGCUGCUGGUGAGGGACUCGCUGGCUGUGGGUGCGGGGCUCCCUGAGCAAGGUCCCCAGGAUGCCCCACUGCUCUACUUGAAAGGGAUGGUCUACAUGGUGCAGGCCUUGCGCCAGUCCUUCCAGGGACAGGGGGACCGCCGUACCUGGGACCGCACCCCAGUCUCCAUGGCCGCCUCAUUUGAGGAUGGACUGUACAUGCAGAGCGUGGUGGAUGCCAUUAAAAGGUCGAGCCGAUCUGGGGAAUGGGAGACUGUGGAGAUGCUGACCGAGGAGCCAGAUGCCAACCAGAACCUGUGUGAAGCGCUUCAGCGGAACAACCUGUGAGCCUACACGUGCUCUUCCUCCCGCUGGGCAGAGGGACCAGGGAGGGGACUGGGAACUGUGAUUGGCUAUAGCAGAGACAUGUCUUUUAAUAAAUCAGCCUGGGCCAGGGCUAGGAGCCGAUUGCAGGUGGCCGAAAAAAAAGCCCAUCUGUCCAUUAUCGACUCCUCAGACUUGCAAGGCAGCAAAUGCUCCAGCUGCUGUAUGCAGUGUAUGCAGGAUAGGGCUGAGGCCCGGCCCCUUGUGCUUCUCCCAGUGAGCAGGGCCAGUUGCAAGAUCAAUCCCUGGGCUGUGCAGCCUGACGUGUGGUCUGACAGGAUGAGAAAGCCCAACAAAAGGAACCAGCUUGGUUGAGUCCUAAGGGGAGAUGGCAAGAAGCCGUGCCCAUGUUGGACUGGGGCAUCUCAGGACUGGGCAAGACAAGAGACCAUCCCUUAGGGGUCUUCGCCCACUCUCCUGUGUGACCAGACCCUUUCAGCCCCCUGGCAGGCCCUUCCCAGAGAAAAGGAGAUUUCUGUAAUAUACAUAGGGAGGAGAGCCCCUGACUUGGCAGAGAGGGGACAAAGGAGAACUGUAGAACAUCUGAGAAAUGUCAGUAAAUAAGUCAGGACAAAAUGUGA